UGUAAUUUUCAGUUUUGUAAGAAAACCAAAAACAAAAGAAAUUAUUUUUUUCUUGGAAGGAACAGAGAAAUGGUUUCGGACUCGGACCUCGUGACCCAGCUCCGGGAAAUUCUCCGUAGCUCCGACCUAGAAACAACGACUCCGGCGAGCGUUCGCCGUCAGCUGGAGGCGUAUUUCGGCGUCGAAUUAACCGAUAAGAAAGCUUUCGUCAGGGAACAAAUCGAUGCUUUUCUUGAAAGUGAAGCUUUGUUAGAAAGCAAACCCGAGGAAGAAGAAGAAGAAGAUAAUGAAGACUGUAAUGGUGAUCAAAACGAUGAAGAAGGAAGUGAAAACGAUGAUGAUAAGACCGAACCACCGGUAAAGGCUAAGAAACGUGGAGGUGGGUUUAACAAAAUAUGUCAGCUUUCUCCACAACUAGAGAAGUUUUUAGGAACUUCUCAAUUGGCUCGAACAGAGGUUGUGAAGAAAAUGUGGGCAUAUAUCAGACAGCACGAUUUGCAAGAUCCAAAGAAUAGGCGGAAUAUAUUAUGCGACGAUUCGCUUCAUUCGUUAUUUCGUGUAAAGACAAUUGAUAUGUUUCAAAUGAACAAGGCAUUGGCAAAGCAUAUUUGGCCGCUAAAUGAUGGAGAUGGGUGUGUUAAGAAUGUGAAAGGGGAAGAUGAAGAUGAGACAUCAGGGGAAAGAUAUGAGAAAGAGGUAAAAAUCGAAGAAGCGGUAGAGAAUAAUGAAGAAGUAAGUGGAGAAGAGGAAGAUCGUAGUGUCCGAAAACGCAAACGCAAGAAAAGAAAACCAGCCAAGUCCGAGGAGAAACCGAAGAAAAAAGGAGGCGGCUUUACCAAAGUUUGCAGUCUUUCACCAGAACUUCAGGCUUUUACUGGAACGGCUCAGUUAGCUAGAACAGAGGUUGUGAGAAUGCUUUGGAAAUACAUAAAGGAGAACAAUUUGCAAGAUCCAUCAGAUAAACGCACAAUAAUAUGCGAUGAAUCAUUACGGUCUCUGUUCCCUGUUGAGUCUAUCAAUAUGUUUCAAAUGAACAAACAACUAACCAAGCACAUUUGGCCUCUAGUACAGGAGGAUGAAGCAGGAACAACUAACGAUUCAGAGAAGGGAAAACAGAAAAUGAAAAUGGAGAUAGACGCAGAUAAUGAUGAAGCAAAUGAUGAAAAGGCUACUUCAUCAAGAAUCAAGACUGAACAAUGAUUCGAGUGAGAAGCUGAAAGAACUCUUGGAAGUUGUUUUUUUCCAAGGCGACUCAGGUCUCAAAGCUUCUGACUAACCACUUCAUCAAGACUAACCAAUGAUUCGUCAUUCGAAGGGGCCAAUUUUGGUAAGUAUUUCAUAUAGGCAAGAGCAGUGUUAAGUAAGCAUUUGUUAACUCUUGGUAUAUAUAGUGACAAAACUGGACCUGACCAGAGCUAGUUUGGACUUUUGACUAAUCAGACUUGUAGUUAAUGCAAAGAAGAACAAGUGAUGCGAUAACAUGUUUCAACUUUGCUACCAAAA
Messenger RNA from Arabidopsis lyrata subsp. lyrata, 1503 nucleotides. Its product is annotated as protein TRI1. Gene Ontology annotation, cellular component: nucleus. The transcript is spliced from 8 exons. NCBI's taxonomy places the organism in Eukaryota, Viridiplantae, Streptophyta, Magnoliopsida, Brassicales, Brassicaceae. The record is from RefSeq and is a predicted model, not a curated record. The coding region runs from base 70 to 1200 and encodes 376 amino acids.